Cicer arietinum (chickpea) is the source of this 1891-nucleotide messenger RNA. RefSeq lists its product as uncharacterized. The record is from RefSeq and is a predicted model, not a curated record. Gene Ontology annotation, molecular function: metal ion binding. Lineage: Eukaryota; Viridiplantae; Streptophyta; Magnoliopsida; Fabales; Fabaceae.
UAGUAAUUCUAAUGAUAGAUUUUUCUUGUUCUCGAAAGAUCUAGGAAUUUCUAUGCAAUGGGACUCUAUCUCCACUAUAUUCCCCUCCCAAUAUUCAUCAACUUUUAUAUUUCAAAACCUUUUAAGCAUUAUUCUUAGCAUUUUAUCAUCACAACCAUUUUCAGUUAUCACUCUAGUUUCUCUCUUCCGAAUGGAAGCAACUGAAACAAGACCCGAAGUUGUUCAAGAACAACUACCACCACCUCUACCAGAUGAACAACAGUUACAACCUCUCAUGUGCAAGAGCUGUGUCUUAAAAGUCUCCAUUCAUUGUCAAGGUUGCAUGAGGAAAGUCAAAAAAGUUCUCCAAAGCAUAGAUGGUGUCUAUCACACAACAAUUGAUUUGAAGCAACAAAAAGUGGUAGUAAUGGGAAACGUGGAAAGCGAUAUAUUAAUUAAGAUACUAACACAAACGGGGAAACGCGCGGAGUUAUGGCCAGAUCAAACAGAACCAAUAAAAAAGAAAAAGAAAAAGAAGAAGAAAAAGAAGAAACCAAAACCAGAGAACAGCACUAAUCAAAGCAACAUUGAGAAACAAAGCGACCAAGACAGCAGCGAUGAAGGAAACCAAAGCGACGGCAACGAAAAAGAAACCGUUAAGGUUGUUCUUCAAGACAUACCAAGAACCGAAGGUGGUGGUGGUGUUGGUGGGGGUGGUAAUAGCAAUUGCAAUACUAAUAACGUUGCAAAAUUUGGUGAAGGAUGGCCAACCGGUAGAGGCUGUGUACAAUUUCAUGAAGUAAAGCCGGAGGUGAGACAUGUGGUGACUUUACCAGCCGGUAACCAGUUACCGGUUGCAGAGAAAAAAGUUACAUUCGAUGCGGCAAACGAUUGUGGAGGCAAAAGGAAUAAUAGUUAUUAUAAGGGGCAAAAAGGGAAUGAUGGUGUAAAUGUUACUUUCGAACAAUCCGGUGAUUGGAAUCAGAUGCAUGGUUAUGGGCCAGGUCCAGGAUCAGUAUCAUUUAUGGGCCCACCACCAAAUGAGAGUCCACCACGGAAUCAAUACCCACCGCAUUAUCAUCACGCUCACGCACCGGCAUCUCCUCCUCCUCCUACGGUGUGUGGUGGAAGCUUUCACACGGCUUAUCCUCCUUCCAUGCGUGCAUCGUAUUAUACGUCUUCACAACCGUAUUCGUACGCUUGUGCGCAUCAAAGUAAUGAUUCUGACUCGGAGUCUUAUACUUAUACUACUACAUCAUCACGCCGGUCAAGUUCAUUUGAAUUAUUCAGUGAUGAAAAUCCUAAUGCUUGUUCAGUCAUGUGAAGCAUUAUAUAUCUAUAAGCUGAAUUGCAACUUCCAUAACUAACUUUCUUUUGUAGUAAUUUACUAGUUAGUUGGUAAUUGGUAACGGAAUUAUAUUAGCCAUUGUUACUAAUAUUUAUUUUAAUUUUGCGUUCAUUGUCGUAAACUUUUGGUUGGUAAUUAAAGUAAGGUUUUGCUGUAAACUCACGACCAUUGAAGAUCAUUUUUAACUUUAUGAAAAAAGGUUACGUGGGUAUAUAUAGUUCUUACGCGCACAUAGUAAUAUUUUAGAUGCGAUGUAUGGAAUUUUAAACUAUUAUUAUUAUUAUGUGAGGGGCAAAAGAAAAAAAGGAUGCCACUAAGUAUUGGAUGCUCAAAAUUCCCAUUCUUGAAGUGGUCUUAAAAGAGAUUUACACGUACAAAUGUAUCAAGUGUGCCACCAAGUCUUGGAUAUCUAUUAGGAAUCACUUUAAGUGCUUAAUGUACGGAGGAGGUAUGGCAAAAGGGUAAGACAUUUAAUUUGGGUAGAUUUGGUAUGGAGCUUGUGGUUAGUGAGAAAUAGAAUUUUAUUUAAGGAUCAUGUGAUGACUACUAUGACUUAUUCUUUUA